AUGGCGACAGGUGUUAGUGUCAAUCCUGCAAUGAGCUCAACCACGAUGUAUCCAGGCCCUCCACCUCCCUAUGCCUACCCAUCGAACCCGGUCUCCUCGAUACCACCUCCUUCGCACAGCCUCUCGCCCGCUCCGCGCCGGUCCAUGGAGCUGGAUAAGGACCCUUCACAAUCUCAACCGCCUCGCCAAUCCUUGCCAUCGAUCCAUGAAGCCCUCGGCAACGAAAACCCUCUUCCUUACCCAGGCCACCCUUCCGCGGGUGCGCCAUCGCAUUCCGCACACCAUCACCCUCCGCCACCUAACGUACUCUCGCGACCCAGCGCCGAAGGACCUACUGGUCCGCCGAACCCAUUCUCGAACAACACCGCGCCAUCGUUCUUGCGAGACUCCCAGUACCACCCACAGCAACACUCACCAGCUCCCGCAGACCCAUCACGCUCCAGUCUUGUCUCUCUCUCCACCCAAGAUUCCCGGAAACAAUCUCUUCAGUCAGUGUCGGGGAAAUCGCCCACGACAAGCACUCAAACGGCUCCGACUUCGAUCUCGACGUCUCAGUACGACUACAGCGCGCCCACUAGUGUAAUUGCCUCUCCGAAUACAUAUGUCAGUUCCUCGCAGCCGUACUCUUGGCCAUCGCAACCUCCCACUAGCCAACCAGGAUCUUACGACGCUCGUUCAUACAAUGGGAACUCUUGGAAAGCAAGCAUUGACUCGAUGCGUAUGGACGACAAGAGAGAGUUGACUAGGCCCGCUGGGGUACCGAUGGGCCAACCCCAUAGCGACUCAAUUAAGCGACAGCUCGACUCCUACGAUGUAGAGUCGUCGUUGGCUGAGAUUAUCGAUGGAUCCACGAAAACGGUUGAGUUCUCCAAGCACUACGCUACACGCGCCCACCAGGCCCCGCGAUCUGGGCCCGUGUUGGGAUCGCUUCCCUCUGUGCAUGAAAUCGACGAUUUGCUUCAGUUGCAACAGCGCAAUCAUGAAGCCCUGGUGCGCAUUCGCAAUGCCGUUUUAAGUCAAGAGCAGGCGGUGUUGGCCGAACAAAGAGCACAGCGCCGCGAGAGGGUUGACACUGGAUACGAAGAUGGACACGUGGGUCUUUAUCAAGAUGGGUUCAAGAGUCCUACAGGGUUUACAGGCGGUGACGCGAAGAAGCGACGGGGGAAGGCAGCUCCUCCCGGACGGUGCCACAGUUGCAAUCGAGCGGAAACCCCGGAAUGGCGGCGUGGACCCGAUGGAGCUCGUACGUUGUGCAACGCGUGUGGCCUUCAUUACGCUAAGCUCACCCGAAAAAUGGGGGCAAACAAGGCAGCAGCUCUGGGAUCGAAUCUCAAACCAAAGAGUCAUGAUUCUUCGUCACCAGUGCAUCGAUAG
Molecule: messenger RNA, 1374 nt
Organism: Talaromyces rugulosus
Lineage: Eukaryota; Fungi; Ascomycota; Eurotiomycetes; Eurotiales; Trichocomaceae
Exons: 3
Coding region: 1-1374 (457 amino acids)
Biological process (GO): regulation of DNA-templated transcription
Molecular function (GO): zinc ion binding; sequence-specific DNA binding
Source: RefSeq, a predicted model, not a curated record